Gaeumannomyces tritici R3-111a-1 is the source of this 3533-nucleotide messenger RNA. RefSeq lists its product as hypothetical. The transcript has 2 exons. The coding region runs from base 660 to 2927 and encodes 755 amino acids. The record is from RefSeq and is a predicted model, not a curated record. Gene Ontology annotation, cellular component: mating projection tip. NCBI's taxonomy places the organism in Eukaryota, Fungi, Ascomycota, Sordariomycetes, Magnaporthales, Magnaporthaceae.
CGGGUUAAAAUGCCAGCCACCCCCGGGCGGCCAUCCGCUCCGGAUGGCGAAUUCCCUUUGCGAAAGAUGGACACCACCCACCUCAGGCUCCGAGGUGUCCCCUUGCCCAAUCGCCGACUCCGGUCCAAGACAAGAAGAAGAAAGGAGCCAUAUAUCUGAGGGUGCUGCUGCUGUUUGGUAGUUGCCACCCUGGCAGUGGCGCUGACUUUCUUCUUUUGCGCGCAAGUAAAAAAAAAAAAAAAAUCCUCAACACAGGAGCUGCGACCAUUUGACUUACACGACGUUCACUCCGUGUCCCUCAAAAGACAAGAACAAGGGCCGCCGCUGGUCAUACGAGCGAAGCGCAAGCAAGGGUCCAGGGCCGAAUUUGCUUUGGUUUCGGGCGUCUUCAAGGCCGCGCCAAGCAGGGAAACGACUGGCUGAUAGUGCAGCGCUCCGCUGACCGGGCGGCUAACCUGACCCCACGACCCACCGACCCGCGCGACAAAGAAACCCCAGCGGGCGCCUGUGGUCGAAACAAAGAGCCAACUGCUAUUUUUGCCCUGCCCGACGCCUGCCACGGGCAGAGAGGAGAUCCGGAGACGCGCCUCGUGCAAGGGUCGCUGGAAAUUGAACUCCCGUCAACGUCCUCAAAUACUUCCACCAACCAACUAGCUAUCAUGGCAUUCCCAAGACUACCCCAAAGCCUGAGGAGCAGGCCAGUCGGGACACGCGAGGCCAUGGCGCCGGCGGACCAGGAGCGCGAUCUCCCGAGCGUGCGCACCGGCGGCCAGCCCGCCCCCUUCCUCGGCCUGAGGUCGAGGCUGUCCCAGAUAUGGCUCAACCGCUGGACCAUCCUGCUGCUGCUGGUCCUGAUCCGUGUCAUCAUCAUGAUCGCGGGCCUGAACGACAACAUCGGCGACGCCAAGGUGCGCGCGCUCUCGGCGUGCAGCAAGGUCGAGGACAUCGGCAGCGCCAUGGCCUCGAUGCCGCACUACCUGUCUCGCGGCGUCAACAAGGUGGCGACCGAGGGCAUCCAGCACGCAAUCAGCGCCAUGGUGCAGGUGCUGAUGCUGAUCCUGACGGCGGUCGAGAACAUCAUCUACUUUGUCAUCAACUUCUACGUCGGCACAUAUGUGUGCCUGAUCGCCGCCUUCAUCCACGGCACCUUUGACAUCGGUGUCGGCGCGGCCGAGUCGGUGACCAAGAUCAUGAACGACGCCAUCGGCAAGAUAUCGAACGGGCUCAACGACGAGAUUGGCAACUUCCAGAAGACGGUUAACGACGUCAUCGACAAGAUCAACUCGGGCACCAGCCUCGGCGGCCUCAUCGGCGGCUCGGGCAUCAGCAUCCCCAAGCUGGACGUGGGCAGCAAGCUCAACGACCUGCGAAACAUCAAGAUCGACAGCGGCGACUUCGUCAAGAGCCUCAAGGACAUGAAGGACAAGACGCCCGACUUCGACGACGUGCAGAACUUCACCAAGCAGGCCAUCGCGGUGCCCUUCGACCUCGUCCGCAAGGAGCUCAACAAGAGCGCCGAGACGUGGAACGCACCCCGCGACAUGUUCCCGCUCGCCCAGAAGCAGGCCCUCUCCUUCUGCUCCGACAACACGGCCAUCCGCGACUUCUUCGACGGGCUCUACACGGUCGCCAACAACGCCCGCAUCGCCUUCCUCGUCGUCAUCCCCAUCCUGGCCCUGCUCGUGUGCAUCCCCAUGGCCAUCAUGGAGAUCCGGCGGUAUCGCCGGCAGAAGGAGCUGUCGCGCCAGAUGGUCAACCGCGAGUUCGACUCCAUGGACGUCAUCUACCAGGCCUCGCGCCCGUCGUCCUCCCGCGUCGGCGUCUGGCUCGGCAACCGCUUCAAGGGCAGCGACCGCGAGUACCUGGUGCGCUGGGCCUGGGCGUACGCGACGUCGCUGCCCGCGCUCUUCGUGCUCUCGCUCGCCAUCGCCGGCCUCUUCUCGUGCUUCUGCCAGUGGAUCGUGCUGCAGUUCGUCAAGAAGGAGGCGCCCGCGCUCGUGAACAAGGUCGGCGACUUCGCCAACGACGUCGUCCGCACGCUCGAGGGCGUCUCGACAAAGUGGGCCACCGACGCCAACGGCGUCAUGCUCAAGUACAACAACGAGGUCAACAACGACGUGCUCGGCCACGUGCGCACCGCCACGUCGGCCGUCAACAGCACGCUCGUCACCUUCCAGACCGAGAUGAACAAGCGCCUGGACCAGGUCUUCAAGGGCACCGUGCUCGAGAACGUGGUCAAGGACGUGGUCCGCUGCAUCAUCGGGCUCAAGAUCGAGGCGGUCGAGAAGGGCCUGACGUGGGUGCACGAGCACGCGCGCGUCUCGUUCCCGCUCUUCCCCAACGACACCUUCAGCAGCGGCGCCCAGCAGUCCAUCUCGGGCGACUCGGAGAUGACGUCGUUCCUGUCGAGCCCGUCGAGCGUCACGACCGACGAGAUCACGGCCGCCGUCUACCGCGUCAUCGACUACCUGCAGAACGGCAUCGUCCAGGACGCCCUCAUCUCGGCGGGGCUGCUGCUGCUCUACGUCGUCGUCGUCCUCGUCGGCGUUAUUCGCGCCCUGCUCAACAUCACCGGACCCCGCAACAGCACCCGCGGCAUGGGCGGCGGGGCCGGCGCCGGCGCGCACCUGACGGGCGACCACGAAAAGGACACCAUGGCCGGCCACCACCACAGCCACGACGCGCCCCCGUACGUGCCGCACGACGACAGGCGCGAGUACGACUACGCCGCCACCCACGAGAUGAAGCAGCACCCGGUCCCGAACGCGACCCAGUCCGCUGUCGGGAGGCACCAGUCGUCGCGCGCCGUUUUUGUCGACCACGACGACGACAGCAGCGCCCAACAACACUACCCCAGCGAGAAGAGGGCGCCGCCGCCGCCGCCGCCGGCGGGCGGCAGGGGCAACUACCACGGGCAGCCGUUCUAGGAACAACGGCGGGACCCAAGGCCGUCCCUGCCCCCGCCCACUAGGCCGCGCGACAUGAUCUAGUGGGGAGCUCUUCUUCUUUCCCAAGCGCCUCGACUGUUGUUUUCUUCUCGUCUCAAAGUUAUAUAUACCCCAAGGGCGGCCUCUCGUGUCUCUGCUUAGUCGUUCUCGCUUCCUCCUGCUUUAACCCACGCUUAAUAGGCUUGAGGAUGCUUUUUUCUCGCCGCUGGUUGGGUACUUUUCCUUGGUAACGGUUUUUUCUGUUUGGUCUGUCGAUUAGACGGCGGAUAAAGCCAACAUAUGGCGUUCAGUCUUCCUUUUCUCUAUAGCCACCACGUACCGUUUUGCAAUUUUCUGGUUUACAAAAACGGGCUUGCAUCCCAUGAAACGGUUUUCGCUUCUCGACUUUCCUUCUUCCCUCUCUUGAUACCCCUGUGGCAACUUGUCCCGCAGCGCAGGACAUGUUUGACCACGGAAGAAUGGCGUGCUUUGCCGGGAGCCAGAAUGGCCAAGGAAAAGGCAUGGAUCUAGGACAAUGCUGCCGAACUCUCAUUCGAAAGUCUGAUGCUAGGUUCUAGGUCUAUAAUACCAUAGUCUGUGUGUCCC